This is a messenger RNA of Rosa rugosa (rugosa rose), 1015 nucleotides long. RefSeq names its product UMP-CMP kinase 3-like. The transcript is spliced from 2 exons. The record is from RefSeq and is a predicted model, not a curated record. NCBI's taxonomy places the organism in Eukaryota, Viridiplantae, Streptophyta, Magnoliopsida, Rosales, Rosaceae. Gene Ontology annotation, cellular component: nucleus; cytoplasm. The coding region runs from base 158 to 787 and encodes 209 amino acids. Gene Ontology annotation, molecular function: UMP kinase activity; ATP binding. Gene Ontology annotation, biological process: 'de novo' pyrimidine nucleobase biosynthetic process; UDP biosynthetic process; CDP biosynthetic process.
UUUUCUAUAGCCAAUCAGCAUAUAUACCUGAAAUUAUACUACCAUCUCCGCUCCAAUUGAAACAGAUCUGCUAGCUCUGCUGUCUGAAUCCUCCAUCUCAUCGCGGAUCUGGUUUCACAGCUCACCCAGAUCAGUUUGUGCAGAUUCAGAGACGACAAUGGGAACAGCUGUGGGCGCAGUCGACAACAAGGAGACAGCUCGAAGCUUAGCUGAUCUGAAUCCUAGUGUAGUGUUUGUCUUGGGUGGUCCAGGCAGUGGAAAGGGUACCCAAUGUGCAAACAUUGUUAAGCAUUUUGGGUACACCCAUCUCAGUGCUGGUGAUCUUCUACGAGCUGAAAGGAAUUCUGGUUCUGAAAAUGGAACCAUGAUUUCGAACAUGAUCAAAGAAGGACAAAUUGUUCCUGCGGUGGUGACGAUUAAACUUCUGGAGCGAGCAAUGCUGGAGAGUGGUAAUGACAAGUUUCUCAUCGAUGGGUUUCCUCGUAAUGAAGAAAACCGUGCUGCAUUUGAGGAUGUGACUAAAAUCGUGCCCUCAUUCGUCCUGUAUUUUGUUUGUUCUGAAGAAGAGAUGGAGAGGCGCCUUUUGAGUAGGAACCAGGGAAGAGAGGAUGAUAAUGUAGAAACAAUAAGGAAGAGGUUUAAGGUUUUUCUAGAGUCUACUGAAAAAGUUUUAGAGUACUAUAACGCCCAGGGGAAGGUUCGAAAGAUUGAUGCUGGGAGGCCUAUUGAAGAGGUUUUCGAGUCAGUGAAAGGCAUUUUUGGCCCCAAAAAUGAGAAGGCCGAUUAGUUAUUGCAAUGGGGAGUUCAAGAUAGAGAGAUUUUAUUUCUAUUGAUGCAUUUUCCUGCAGGUACCUGAUGUGUUCUGUAUCAAAAUCUAAAUAAUUCUUGAUUGUUACCAUUUUGUUUGGUGCUUUGAUUUGUUUAUGUAAUAGUGCAUACUGUGGAGUAAAGUAUUGCUCUGUUGUGUAUCUUUUCCAGAUUGGUGAUUUCAUAAUGAUGAUGUUAAAUGAUUCAA